GGCGAGAAGAGGUGGGCGCCGCCCCCCGGGAACUGAGCUCCGGAGCGGCGCGGACUGCCAUCCCGACGAGGGCCACGCGGGGGCGCCAGGACGGUGCGGACGCGUGCGAGGCAGCGCACGGUCGUGGUUUCGAGUGCGGCAGAGGCGCGGGCGCUGUCCAGCGUGCUGAAGCCGGAGCAAGCGAACAGCCGGGAGUCGCGUCGACCGAGCGGAGCCCAGCCCCAGCGGACGUCAGAUCUCGCCCGUCGCCCGUACCCCAGCCACCGCUCCGAGCCGAGGCGGACGCGUCCCGAUCGUCCCCUGUCCCCACCCCGUCCCGACCCUCCUCUCCACUUCCCGCGUCGUGAGACCAGCUGUCUCCGGCAGUCCUUUGGCCAUGAAACUGUUCAGGCUGCCGCCUUCCGCCCUCUUCUGCUUCCUCCUACUGAUCCAGGGGCUGGGGGCAGCGCCCCCGGGGCACCCUCCCCUAGGCUCUGAGCAUAAAGAGCCGGUAGCUGGCAAUGCAGCACCCGGACCAAAGGCGGUCAGUGUCCCCGAGGUCCGAGCCGCCCGAAAUUCAGAGCCCCAGGACGAGGGAGAGCUUUUCCAGGACGUGGAUCCCCGGGCGCUGGCCGCGGUGCUGCUGCAGGCGCUCGACCGCCCCGCCUCGCCCCCGGCGCCCAGCGGCUCCCAGCAGGGGCCCGAGGACCCCGAGGCAGAAGCGCUCCUGACCGAGACCGUGCGCAGCCAGACCCACAGCCUCCAGGCGGCGCCGGAGCCCCCGGAGCCCGCGGCCCCGCCUCGCCCCCCGACUCCGGAGAAUGGUCCCGAGGCGGGCGACCCCUCGGAGGAGCUGGAGACGCUCGCUGCCCUGCUCCAGGAACUGAGAGACUUCAGUCCGAGCAGCGCCAAGCGCCAGCAGGAGACCGCGGCCGCGGAGACGGAGACGCGCACGCACACGCUGACCCGAGUCAACCUGGAGAGCCCCGGGCCGGAGCGCGUGUGGCGCGCCUCCUGGGGAGAGUUCCAGGCGCGCGUCCCGGAGCGCGCGCCCCUGCCGCCCCCAGCUCCCCCGCAAUUCCAGGCGCGGAUGCCCGAGAGCGGGCCCCUUCCCGAAGCCCACCAGUUUGGCGAAGGCGUGUCCUCCCCCAAGAUACACCUAGGCGAGGCACUGGGACCCCUGUCCAAGGCGUACCAAGGCCUGGGCGUCCCCCUUCCCAAGGCGCGCCGGCCCGAGGGCUCCCUCCUGGGCGGCUCCGAGGCAGGGGAGCGCCUCCUACAGCAGGGGCUGGCGCAGGUGGAGGCCGGGCGGCGGCAGGCGGAGGCCACCCGGCAAGCCGCGGCGCAGGAGGAGCGGCUGGCCGACCUCGCCUCGGACCUGCUGCUCCAGUAUCUGCUGCAGGGCGGGGCGCGGCUGCGCGGCUUGGGGGGUCGCGGGCUGCAGGAGGAGGAGAAGCAGCGCGAGAGCGAGAGGGAGGAGGAGGAGGAGGAGGCGGAGCAGGAGAGACGCGGCGGGGAGGACCGGGUGGGGGAAGAGGACGAGGAGGCGGCGGAGGCGGAGGCGGAGGCGGAGGAGGCGGAGAGGGCGCGGCAGAACUCGCUGCUGUUCGCCGAGGAGGAGGACGCUGAAGCCGGAGCCGAGGACAAGCGCUCCCAGGAGGAGACGCCCGGCCACCGGCGGAAGGAGGCAGAGGGGGCAGAGGAGGGCGGGGAGGAGGAGGACGACGACGAGGAGAUGGACCCGCAGACGAUCGAUAGCCUCAUCGAGCUGUCCACCAAACUCCACCUGCCCGCGGACGACGUGGUCAGCAUCAUCGAGGAGGUGGAGGAGAAGCGGAAGCGGAAGAAGAACGCCCCUCCCGAGCCCGUGCCGGCCCCCCGUGCCGCUCCCGCCCCCACCCACAUCCGCUCUCCGCAGCCCCCGCUCCCCGCCCCGGCCCCCGCUCGAGACGAGCUGCCCGACUGGAACGAGGUGCUCCCGCCCUGGGAUCGGGAGGAGGACGAGGUGUUCCCCCCGGGGCCCUACCACCCUUUCCCUAACUACAUCCGGCCGCGGACACUGCAGCCCCCGGCUGCCUCGCGCCGCCGCCACUACCACCAAGCCCUGGCGCCGUCGCGCCACUAUCCCAGCCUGGAGGCCCAGGCGCGGCGCGCGCAGGAGGCGGCGGCGGCGGAGGAAAAGCGGCUGCAGGAGCAGGAGGAGAUGGAGAAUUACAUCGAGCACGUGCUGUUCCGCCGCCCGUGACCCGCCCCGCCCCCGCGCGCCGCCGCCGCCGCCGCCGCCGCGCGCGCCACCGCCCCCCUCCGUGUCGCUCCUCCCCCUUGGUGUUUGCAUGCGCCCGGCCCCGCCCCGGCCGCCAGGCCCCGCCCCGGCUCCGCCCACAA
Molecule: messenger RNA, 2364 nt
Organism: Sorex fumeus (smoky shrew)
Lineage: Eukaryota; Metazoa; Chordata; Mammalia; Eulipotyphla; Soricidae
Gene: VGF
Product: VGF nerve growth factor inducible
Exons: 3
Coding region: 377-2224 (615 amino acids)
Biological process (GO): carbohydrate homeostasis; regulation of synaptic plasticity
Molecular function (GO): neuropeptide hormone activity
Source: RefSeq, a predicted model, not a curated record